Molecule: messenger RNA, 717 nt
Organism: Saprolegnia parasitica CBS 223.65
Lineage: Eukaryota; Oomycota; Saprolegniomycetes; Saprolegniales; Saprolegniaceae
Exons: 2
Coding region: 1-717 (238 amino acids)
Biological process (GO): protein catabolic process
Cellular component (GO): cytoplasm
Molecular function (GO): leucyl-tRNA--protein transferase activity
Source: RefSeq, a predicted model, not a curated record
AUGCACCACUCGCAUGAAGAUUUCUGGGUCUCGCGCUGCUUCCAGCCGCUCUACCUCGCGCUCAUCAUGUACGAAGGCUUCCUCCCGAUCGCGACGCAGCAGGCGCGGACCGUGUACUUGCUGCCAAAGCUCCACAUGGAGCGCUGCAUUCUCGAUCCCGCCGCAUUCCACAUCUCGAAAAGCGUGCGCAAGAAGGCCAAGGACUACACGCUCAAGUUCAACACGGCGUUCGACGCGGUGGUCCGCGGCUGCCACGAGCAGCACGGCGUCGCAUGGCUGUACCCAGAGGUCGUCCAAGGCUUCCGCGGCUUGCUGCCCGGCAUCACAGUCUCGGACCAAGGCCAUCAAGUCCGAUUACACAGCGCCGAGCUCUGGCGAGGCGACGUCCUCGUUGCUGGCGAGCUCGGCUACACCAACGGCGCCAUGUACACGAGCCUCACGGGUUUCGUCCGACCGGGUGCGAAUGGCGCUGGCACAAUGCAGCUGCAAGCACUCGGAAGCUACCUCCACGUCCACGGCUUCCAGCUCUGGGACCUCGGCAUGUCGAUGGAGUACAAGCUCCACAUGGGCGCCAUGGACGUCCCGCGACCGACCUUUGUCCAAAUGGUCCGCGAGCUUCGCAAUCGCACCAAGUCGUCGCACCGACCACCGCCGAAGCGUCUCUCUACCUGGUGUCGACGCAGUCGUCUCGGCGGUGGCCUCAACGCGUACUUAUAG